Molecule: messenger RNA, 1629 nt
Organism: Scedosporium apiospermum
Lineage: Eukaryota; Fungi; Ascomycota; Sordariomycetes; Microascales; Microascaceae
Exons: 5
Coding region: 1-1629 (542 amino acids)
Biological process (GO): amino acid transmembrane transport
Cellular component (GO): membrane
Molecular function (GO): L-amino acid transmembrane transporter activity
Source: RefSeq, a predicted model, not a curated record
AUGGCUAGAUACGCAGACGAAAUCGACGCCGACGCCGACGAGGCACGGCCGCUUCUGGUCGAUCCAGACGACAUCACCCCGAGACCAACAACCGUUCCAUACGACGCGACAAAAGCACCCGAUGAAUCCUCGACCGACGAAGAAGCCGGCUCCGUCACCGACAUCCAGCCCUCUCGAGCGACAGAAGACGACAUCCUCCCCGAAACCUCACCCCUCGGCCGAACCGUAACGUGGGGAAGCGCCUACGUCAUCGUUAUUUCCCGUGUCAUCGGCAGCGGCAUCUUCGCGACGCCCGGCUCCAUCCUUCGAACGGUCGGCAGCCCCGGUAUAGCACUCGUGCUCUGGAUCGUGGGCGCCCUCGUGGCUGCGUGUGGACUCGCCGUAUCUCUCGAGUAUGGAUGCAUGCUUCCACGGUCCGGGGGCUACAAGGUCUACCUCGAGUUCACCUACAGAUAUCCCAAGUUCCUCGCCUCGACCUUGGUUGCUGUGCACAUAAUCAUGCUGGGCUUCUCGUCGAGUAAUUGUGUCGUCUUUAGUCGAUAUCUGCUAUUCGCGCUCGGUAUCGACGGCGAGGCGAGCGAUUUCCUCCGCAAAUCCGUCAGUGUCGCCCUGUUGACAGUCAUCACGAUAAUCCACGGCUGCUUUCCCAAGUCGGGCAUACGGAUCCAAAACUGGCUUGGAUACAUCAAGGUCGGGAUCAUCGUGUUUAUGAUCCUCUCGGGAGUCUACGUCGUCGCGUUUCAGCGCGUCACCGACAUACACGGCGAUCGAUACGCGCCCUCGUGGGAUAACGUUUGGGAGGGCUCCGUCUGGAACUGGGGCACCAUUGCCGUGGCCUUUUUCCAGAUAUCCUACUCGUACGCAGGCCUCGAUAACGUCAACAACAUCCUUAACGAGGUCAAGGACCCUGUUCGCACGCUGCGUUCCGUUACAUCGACCGCGUUGGUGACCGCUGGUGUGCUCUACACAUUGAUAAACGUGGCGUAUUUCAUGGUCGUCCCCGUACAAGAGAUUAAAGAAAGCGGUGAGAUGAUUGCAGCCCUCUUCUUCGAGAGACUGUUUGGGCCUCAUUUGGGGAGGGUGGUGUUGCCUUUGGCUAUUGCCCUUUCGGCAUGUGGGAACGUCAUGGUCGUCGUCUUUGCCCAGUCUCGUCUCAAGCAAGAAAUUGCCCGCCAAGGCCUUCUCCCCUUUUCCGAUUUCCUGUCCUCCACCCGCCCAUUCAACUCACCACUCGGCGGCCUUCUCGUUCACUACAUCCCCUCGUUCCUCGUCAUCGUCCUGCCGCCCUCAAAAGAAGUAUAUUCAUUCAUCCUCUCCGUCGAGGGAUACCCGGGACAAAUAAUCUCAUUCGCCAUCGGCGUGGGUCUCAUCCUGCUGAGAUUCAAGCGCCCAGAUCUACGUCGACCGUACAAAGCGUGGACUCCCGCCGUACUCCUGGUGCUGUGUCUACAUAUUUCCCUGAUUGCGGCGCCUUUCUUUGCCCCUGGAGGGUUCCCUACAUACGCCAUUGUAGGAAUAAGCAUUCUUUUAUUUGGUCUUCUGUAUUGUACAUCCUUGCCAGCGACUCUUCUGGACCUGACCGGUUACUCCGCCACACCCACAGCCGUCAGUAUCAGCAAGAUCUACUGA